Mytilus californianus (California mussel) is the source of this 1512-nucleotide messenger RNA. RefSeq lists its product as uncharacterized. The transcript is spliced from 3 exons. Lineage: Eukaryota; Metazoa; Mollusca; Bivalvia; Mytilida; Mytilidae. The record is from RefSeq and is a predicted model, not a curated record. Bases 487 to 903 code for a protein of 138 amino acids.
UAACUUUAUAACCUUCAAACUAUAUAUUCUGUGUACAGUUCUACUAACGUUACUAAUUCCUACUGUAGUAAUGAAUUGCUUAUGAUGAAUGGUUUGUUCAGGUUGUUAUAUCAAUACAAUCUUUGAUCUAAAGAAGUUAUUACGGAUAAAGAAUAUGUUUGGAAAUUAAUAGAGUGUGGCAUCUGAUAAAACAAUGAGUUGAUUAGCUACACCAUAUAAUUAUAGGGGAUAAUUGUUUAUUUCAUUUUCGUGUUAAUUUCGACCUAUGGAAAAUGCAUCAACCAAGGCAAGUAAUUGUGGAAUUCGACAAGAAUUUAAAGAUUUGGAGCUAUAUCUUGUCAUUUAAAAGAAUAGAAUAAUUUCCUAAGACAUGAUGACCGUUUACUCCUCUUAAAGGCCUCCAUUUUUGUGGAGCUACAAUGUUUAAUUUUGCCAAAUAAUGUGAUGCUGUGUAUUUUUAUUGCGAUAUAUUGCUAGUGACGUAUUAUGAGAAGAAAUUUAAUAGUUUUGAUGAAAUUAGGAUUGUUGAUCAUUAGCAUCCAGGGAACAUAUGGUAUAAAGUGUUGGAAAUGUAUCUCUGAUGACUGCGAUGGUGAUCCAGAGAAUAAUUAUAAAGCGGAGAAGGUCUCGUGUAAGAAAGGGGAAAGUUGUUUGAAAGUUCUAUACCAAAUGCAUGACAACAAGACGCGAUAUGAAUCCGUCAUUAGAACAUGUUCUUCAGGAGAAUGUGUACCCACUCCUUUGUACGAAUAUGAUGAAUGUUUGUCAAAAGACCAUGGUUACCUAGUACUUGGCUGUUCUAUGAGAUUAUGUUGUCAUGAAAGCAUGUGCAACUCUAGUCAUGUCUACACCAUCUAUGUCCCUGUAUUAUUGUGCCUUUCCCUAUUUAUACAAAUGAUAUAAUAUAAUUUCCAAUUUAAGGCUACAUGUAUGUUCGUUUAUGUAAUUAUUUGUAUAAAGAUUUUAAUUGCUUUUGUGUGCAAUUAUGAUGACGGUUUUACUGAAGCAGCUUUCAUUUGUAUCUGAUUUUAUAUUUAGGCUGAUUUAUUUUAUUGAACAUUUAUUAAGCAUUUAGUGGUAAGGUAUCACUUUUACCGUUUAAUGGUACCUCUGUUUUUGUCGUCUUUUAUACAAUGAACCAUUUUAUCGACAACUAUAUUGCUCUUUUGAAACUCAUUUUUACCGUUUCCUUCUUAUAGCAUGCGUUAUACAACUGACUGAGAUAAUAACAAAAAAAGGUAAUGGUUGAAUACGUAAACAAAACUUAUUCAUAAUUGCCGACGUCUAUGAACCUGUUAGAAGCCUCGUCAGUCUUGUGAGACUGGUCUAUCUUUGAGAAAUUGAUUCUUGUGGCAGAUCUUUCAAAUUGGUAGUCUUGUAAUUUGUCCACACUUGGACCGAUUAAGAUGCUUAUUUCUGGUUAAAAAACUUGCCACUGAUGAACAUAUAUUUGACCAAGAUGACUAAGUGGUUAAUUUUUUUGUUAAUAAAUGUUUUACUUAUCUGCUUAAA